AUGGAAGGACUGUAAAGAUUUACAGGAUCCACAAGAGUUACAAAACCUUUGCUAAUAUUUAUCAUAGCCUCUCACUGUAGCCUCCAGGUAUAGACUGUUGGGGAAAACAUUUUCCAGUUUUGGAGAACAUAGUCUGUAAUGACUGCUUCUAACCUCAGGCUCUUUCUUAGGCACUGAAAGGCUUGGUUUCCACCAGCAGAUUCUGUGAUGGCAGCUACUAAGCCUGUUCCCGGUUUCCAGCUGGAACACCAGAAGAGACACUCUCAGCAUAAACUCGUACCUAGCAAAGAGGAAGGUUUAAAGGAUCUCUAUGCCGGCAAGAGACAAGGAUAUUCCUGUUCUCCUGCCCCAGAAAACAGUCAGUAUGGAUCCAGGCACAGAGACUCCUGUUUAGGUGGACUGCAGACCACCAGCCACAGCAGGACUCCACCAUCUAGACCAGUAGCCAGACGGAAAGAAGGAGUGGACCGUGCAUAUCCCCUGAAACCAAUUGUUCCCCAGCAGGGUACGAGUGUUCCAGCGGUCAACACAGCACAGUUUGGAAGUGCCCCAUACACGGAGGAAGCUGCAAACAGCAGCCCUAGCUCAAUGAGCAAAGGGAGGUAUCAGCCAGCUGCAGUGCUCUCUCCUUGGCCAGCAGAAACCGAACAGUCAGCCUUCCCAUACAGGGGGCAGCUGUCCUCCUUCCAAGAGUUGGAGGCAAAUGCACGGAAGCUGGAAAAGGAAAUCCAAGGGCAAAAGGCCCUCCUCAGAGAGAAGCUGGAGAGAACAACUGAGUUGCUUAGGAGGAUUCAAAGAGAGAAAGAGCUUGCUGAGAAAGGGAAGAGAAGGUGCCCGGAAGCGGAGAGGACCUGUAAGCCAAUGUCUGCCAGGUACCCUGAAGAGAAAAUCUUCAGAGGUGCAGCUGGGCCGGAUGAUGGGGUCUUGCAUGGGGCACACUGUGCAGAGGCUGUUAUCCUCAAGCCUGGCACCACCCUCUGCCCCCAGGAACUGGCUAUGGGGAAACACAAGGAGAGGUUGGUAGCCAGCAACAACAAAAUUCAAGGCCACAUGCCAACGGAGCAUUUAGCAUCUUGUUCAAGGCCAGACCCAAAAUGUGGCUCUUCUCCCUCUGCCAUCUCAGAGCAAGUUUCUGGUAACCAUCCAUCCACAAAGGUGCUACACAUGCAGGCUGGCAGUGCUGUGGAGCAGGGGAAGCUGGGACAGUGCUACAUCUGUGGACGUAACUUCCUCUGCACCAGGCUUGAGAAGCACAUAAGUAUCUGCAGCAAACUCCUAGGCUCCAAGAGGAAAGUGUUUGACUCCAGCAAGGCCAGAGCUAAGGGCACACAACUGGAAGAGUAUCAGCAUCGGACACUUAGAACUGGAAAGCUCACAGCCUUGGAAGGGCCUGAGGGCAAGCCACACAGAAAGAAGAGCUGGAAACAGAAGCAUGCAGUUCUCAUCCAGACCACGCCUAAGGCCUGCCAGGUGCCAGGAGUCCUUGGCAAGAGAGGGAAGACCUCUGAAGUUCCCCCAUUGCCUCCCAUCAAAAACCCAGAUUGUAUUUCCUGCCCCGACUGUAAAUGCCGAUUUGAUCCAGUUUUCUGCUUAUAA
Messenger RNA from Melopsittacus undulatus (budgerigar), 1596 nucleotides. It is a transcript of the gene ZC2HC1C, whose product is annotated as zinc finger C2HC-type containing 1C. The record is from RefSeq and is a predicted model, not a curated record. NCBI's taxonomy places the organism in Eukaryota, Metazoa, Chordata, Aves, Psittaciformes, Psittaculidae.